AUGUCUUUAGUCGAGCCAUCCCGCUUUUACGCCACCUUUACGGCGCAGCCCCCAGGCGCUCUUGCUUUGGCCUUGGUCUCAGUGGUACUGAUUCUUCCACUACUGCUCCAUGGACCGCUACGAAAGAAAUCGAGUCUUCCACUGCCACCCAGCCCAAAGGGCUAUCCGCUCAUCGGCAACCUGGUUGAUUUGGUGGAAUACGCCAAAGAGGGUAACACGCACCACCUAUUCCGACGAUGGUCCAAGCAGCAUGGCGAAAUCUUUCGAGUUUCAUUCGGUUCUCAGGAAUCCUACUACCUCAACAGCGACAAGGUCGUCAAAGCUGUCAUGGAUAAAAAGUCGGCUACAACCAGCGGUAGACCUCGCUGGAUCUCCAGCAGUGAGCACAUGACCAACAACUGGAACGUACUGCUACUGGAUGCUGCGAAACCUAGGUGGAAGCAGCAUCGGAAAACGGUCAACUCGAGUCUCACUGGCGCUGCGCGUGCUGACGACAUUCUGCCGUACCUUCAUUACGAAUCGGCAAAGUUUCUGUCGCAAGUUGCCAAUUCGGAGCAGACAGUGCCGCAUGAGCAGUUAUUCAGAACGAUACUGCGCUACACGUACAGCGUUUUCUCCCUACAGAUGUUUGGCAUGGACGUACCAGAAAAUGAAGAUCGCGUUAUAGACGACAUCCAUGAGACGGGUGUCGCCUUGAUACUGGGAACACUUCCGGGAGUUAGCUAUGUCGACACCUUUCCCUUGUUGGAUCGCCUGCCGCUAGCCUUCAAGCCGUGGGAGAGGAGAGACCGUGAACGUUUCCAUCGCGAUGUAAGAUUCUGCAUGGAGAAGGUGAAACGAAUACGGGAAGAGAAACUAAAAGGCGUCUCACAAAAAGCCUUCCUACCAAGCAUCGUCUCGAGUGGCGAUUUGCAAGGUUUUGAAACCCUCGAGGAGGCUUCCUUUACGGCCUUGGGUCUUGUCCUCGGUGGUGCCGACACUAGCGCUAUUUCUACUUGGAGCUUCCUAGAGGCUAUGCUUCUCUUUCCGGACGUGCAAUCGAAGGCGCGCAAGCUGAUACUUGAAGUCGUCGGAGACAGGAUGCCAGUGUACGAAGACCUCCACGAGAUUCCAUAUGUUCGAUGUCUCAUGAAGGAAACUUGGCGCUGGCGACCUCCCGUGCCCCUAGGCCAUCCUCACGUAACCAAAGAAGAUAUCGACUACGAGGGAUAUCGUAUUCCAAAGGGGGCAGAGCUCCACCUCAAUGCAUACGCGAUCGGCCAUGACGAGAAGCGACACUACGACCCAGACAGUUUUGUUCCCGAACGUUACCAAGAAGAUACUACUACAUCCAUCCAGAGCAUGAACUUGGCCGAUGCAACCAAGCGGGAUCAUUUUGCAUUUGGUUCAGGUCGUCGAGCUUGCCCGGGGUACCACCUCGCUGAGCGAUCUUUAUCUAUCGCCAUUAUGCGCAUUCUGUCGACAUUUGAGAUCUGUCCAUCAGCAGAUGCAGAGCUUCCACUUGACAAUGACAAGUUUGAGGGAGGACUCAUGCCGGGAUCUCCCGAUGAAAGGAUGCCGAUCUCUCUCCGUCUUCUAGACGGAAGGAAGGAAGUUGUCAGCAAGUACUUUGACGACGCGAAGACAUCCUGGCCUGCAUUUGAGCCGCUUGUUCAUGCCUCAAAUGGCAAGGGAGCUUUUGAGCCUCUUAGCUUCGCGAGAGGGUCUCAAAGUCAUUAGCCGAGAUGUUUAGGAUACUGUUUUACUUGGAUAGUGAUAAAAUAAGCAAACUUCGAGGCCAUCGGGUUUUUAUAGGAGUGGG
Colletotrichum phormii is the source of this 1801-nucleotide messenger RNA. RefSeq names its product cytochrome P450. The record is from RefSeq and is a predicted model, not a curated record. The transcript has 2 exons. NCBI's taxonomy places the organism in Eukaryota, Fungi, Ascomycota, Sordariomycetes, Glomerellales, Glomerellaceae. Gene Ontology annotation, molecular function: heme binding; monooxygenase activity; oxidoreductase activity, acting on paired donors, with incorporation or reduction of molecular oxygen. The coding region runs from base 1 to 1719 and encodes 572 amino acids.